AUGGAGGAGCUUCGUGAACUGUUAAGGCUGGUUUUGUCUCCUCUGAUUGCGUCUCCUCUGAGUGAGGAUGAGAGGAAAGCGGCAGAAGAAGCGAGAGAGAGAACUCUGCGUAUCCUACACGAUUCUCUAAGCAAAAGGGACGCCCUGCUGGUGGAGAAGCCAGAAGAGCACCCUGAGCUACGUUAUUAUCCAUUAAUCAGUCCUGCCCUGGUACAAGAUCUGAUUUGUGAACUUGAGAAGGUGACAUUUAUGAGGGACAACUACCCAGAGAACAAGGAGACAAUGUUUGCGGGGAAUAUAAAUUCAAAAUAUUUGUCACCUCUGAGUGAGGAUGAGAGGAAAGCGGCAGAAGAAGCGAGAGAGAGAACUCUGCGUAUCCUACACGAUGCUCUAAACAAAAGGGACGCCCUGCUGGUGGAGAAGCCAGAAGAGCACCCUGAGCUAGACAAUUGGCCAUUAAUCAGUUCUGCCCUGGUACAAAAUCUGAUCCGUGAACUUAAGAAAGUGACAUUUGUGAAGGACAACUACCCAGAGAACAAGGAGACAAUGAUUGCGUAUGUGUACCCCAGCCACAGCGCUAGAACCAUCUAUUUGUGCCCUCCCUUUUGGAAACAAAAUAAAUAUCUGGCAUUAGGUUCCCAAAUAGGCGCAUUCAUUCAUGAAGUUUCUCACUUUCUGGGGUACAAGGACAGCCACACGGAGAGGACAGACAGCCGAGCUCAGCUGCACAAAUCUCUCACCACUUAUACGAUUGCUGAUGCCUUUGAGAGAUACAUGAGCCACCUAGUACAGUAUGAGGGCAAUUCCUACUCUUGUUGUGGGGAGACAUCCAGAGACUCUGUGUGCAGAAACUCACGUAUGGGCCUCAUUCUAAGGAGGAUUAUAAAGCCAAACCAUGUGUUUCCUCUGAGUGAGGAUGAGAGGAAAGUGGCAGAAGAAGCGAGAGAGAGAACUCUGCGUAUCCUACACGAUGCUCUAAACAAAAGGGACGCCCUGCUGGUGGAGAAGCCAGAAGAGCACUCUGAGCUACGCGUUUCAUUAAUCAGUCCUGCCCUGGUACAAGAUCUGAUCCGUGAACUUGAGAAAGUGACAUUUAUGAAGGACAGCGACCCACAAUUAUUAGGGCAUGUGUACCCCAGCUCCAGCACUGCCACUUGUUUUGGAAACAAUAUAAAUACCUGGAAUUCAAUUCCCAACUGGGCACAUUAA
Molecule: messenger RNA, 1209 nt
Organism: Xenopus tropicalis (tropical clawed frog)
Lineage: Eukaryota; Metazoa; Chordata; Amphibia; Anura; Pipidae
Exons: 3
Coding region: 1-1209 (402 amino acids)
Molecular function (GO): metalloendopeptidase activity; metallopeptidase activity
Source: RefSeq, a predicted model, not a curated record